This is a messenger RNA of Penicillium samsonianum, 2157 nucleotides long. RefSeq lists its product as uncharacterized. The record is from RefSeq and is a predicted model, not a curated record. The transcript has a single exon. NCBI's taxonomy places the organism in Eukaryota, Fungi, Ascomycota, Eurotiomycetes, Eurotiales, Aspergillaceae. The coding region runs from base 1 to 2157 and encodes 718 amino acids.
AUGUCGACCGGUUUGAAUAUUCCCCAGACCGGGCUGUCUCUCCACCUCGGAGAUCAGUCCGGUGAUCUUUCUGUCAAGCCAAAUCAGAUCAUGCGGUUGAAUUUGGUGCAGAGCACCCUCGAUGAUCUGAUUCAGAGCCUACGGAAGGAUCAACCGGCUCGAGUCCGGCUGGGAAAACACCCUUCACUUCACUAUGGGGGCAAAUCUCAAAUGUUCCAUGCGUAUCCCGAAACACACCGAUCUGAGAUCUACCAUAGCUCAUCCGAUAAAGAGACACUGUAUUUCACAGGGGUUUUAAGUCAUAGUCUCGAGGUUGAAAAGGCUAAAAAUGCUACCGCGGCCACCGAUCAGGCGCUGGCAGAUUUAGAAGAAAAAUUAAAUGCUCAUGAGAGAGGAAAGGAGUCGAAGAAGACUCACAUAAUCUCACAUCCGGAUGAGUUAAAGGCUCUGCGAGGCAGCAAGUCAGGCUACAAAGGUCCCACCACCAAAAUCGAACUUGAGAAAGAUCGUUUCCUCAAAACUGCUGCCAAUCGUUCUCUCACUGCAAGUCCUAUCUUGGGUGCUCCCAAGUCUCCCUCUCUCGCAAUGACUCCAACAUCUGCUCCAAUGAUGGAGAACAAAGAUCGUGCGAGGCUUGAAGCCCUCAAGGUUCCCUUCAUUCACCUUCUCGCCGUCCGUGCCGUAUCGGCCAAGUUUCUUGCUCGCCAAACCCGCACCACUGUCGAAGACUGCAUCGCCCUCGGCGAGAAAUUCGGCGUUUUGAACCGAAUCAACCCCGAGAAAUACAACCUCAAGGACAAGGUUUACAAGGAUCUUGAUUUGUUUGGCUUCAAUUACACCGAGGAGGACCGAAAGGAAGCCAUUGAGAAUUCAAUUUCUGCCUUCGAUCGCAUGCGCAUCUCUCGAUCCGACAAACUUUGGCAAACACUUCUUCCAAAGGCUGAACGAGGCAAGGGAAAGUGCCUUUCGCGUUUGAACCUUCGUACUGGCCCGCCCCAGAAACCUGCCGCCCCAAUCGCCAAAGCCAACGGGGAGGACUCGGGCAAGGACAAUGAGACCGACCGCGCCACAAAUGGAUCCACGCCUGCUACCAAGACUACUUCGACCUCGCAAAAGGCUCGCGACAAGGACCCAACCAAGCGACCCGCCAAAACCAAGAAUACCAACAGCACCCUGACCGGACGGAUUACGAAGAAGACUGGUGGGAAGGCCCCGGCCAAAGUGGACAGCAAGAUCAAGUCCGCGGAAUUCGUCCACAGUUCAGAUGAAGAUGACGAUACCGAUAUGCUUAAUAUUCCCCCUCCUGCGCCUGCUCCCGCCCCUGCUUCCGCGCCUGCACCAAAGCAGCAACCGAAGGAACACAAGCGGACUCCAUCCAAUUCGAAGCCCCCAGCACCGAAAAUCAAGGCACCGGCCAAGCCUCGCACCACCGAGACUGCUCCUGCUCCUGCUCCCAAGACUAAACCUGAGGUAUCAAAGCCUAAGCUUGAACCAUCCAAACCAGUCACCAAGGUUACAUCUUCCAAGCGUCCUCCCUCUCGACCCUCUACUUCACCGCAGAAGCCGUCUCCGCUUGGCUCCUCUCCUCCCGCCAAUGUUUCCGAUGCUACCAGUAGCAACCGCAGCCGAGCUGACAGUCAGAACCAAUCCUCUGGUUCAUCCUCGUCUUCGCCUCUCAUCUCUCAGCUGGCCAAAUCCACCAAGGUAGGCCGUGCAGCCCCUGCUGCUACCAAACUUGCCAAAGCUACUCCCCAGACCAACGGUAUCGCGAAGGCUACCCCGGCUACCCCGGCUACCACCAACCCAUUGAAGCGCAAGGCCGAGUCUGAUCAAUUGUCCGUGCCCCAGGCAGGACGUCCUACUGGAAACUUGGAAGCCAAGCGGCGCCGAGCGGUCAGCUCCUCCAGCGGUGGCAGCACCGGCAGUGCAUCUCCACCAAUGAGCUACGAGAUUCUGAGACAGCAGCUGCGGGAGAAGUCUCAGAAAUUCAAGAACUUUUACACCAAGUACCGCAACUUGCAUGACUCCCUUGCAGCACUCUCCAACCCGCCCCAGGUCGACCUCGACAAGCUGCAAAAGCAGCACAUUCAUCUGCAGCGCAUGAAGAAGGAAAUCUGGGAGGAAGAUAGGCAGCUUCGUGAUGGCCUUCACUCGUAA